This is a messenger RNA of Anopheles nili, 3697 nucleotides long. RefSeq names its product zinc finger protein ZFP2 (gene Clamp). NCBI's taxonomy places the organism in Eukaryota, Metazoa, Arthropoda, Insecta, Diptera, Culicidae. The coding region runs from base 322 to 2139 and encodes 605 amino acids. Gene Ontology annotation, cellular component: nucleus. The record is from RefSeq and is a predicted model, not a curated record. The transcript has 10 exons.
GCGCUUUCUCGUCGUGCUUCUUUUCCGUGCAGUGUGAAACCUUCGAGUGAGUGACCGCCAUAUUAAAGUGAGACAAAAGACGCUGUGCGGCCCGCGAAACGGACGACGAAAUCAGAACGGGACGCACUUGAGCGUGUUGUUGGUCGGCUAGGAAUUUGUGAUUUGUUUUGACCGCUACGGGAGAACGGAAAACCGCGACGUGAAAACUCCUGCGGGACUGCCCUGCAAAACCAAGGUUGACUGUGCUAACGGAAAUUAUGCUUGCGCCAUCUACGCCGGACAGACGAGUGUAGAGUUAUCAACGCAACGCGAACUAAAAGAAUGUUCACUACAAACAACAUCCAAACGGCGACGGGCACACCAAUCGGCAUACAGUACCAAACCACGACCACCGACAUCAACAAAGGCAACAAACUGGAGGGCCAAAAGACGAACCAGCAGGCGCCGGAGUUCUCAACGUUCUACGCCAAUGUGAAUAUGAUACAAAAGCUAACGCCAACGUCCCAGGCGUUGAGCACGGUGAACCUGGCGCAGCUGUCCGAUGACACGAAAACGGUCCAGUAUCUGCAGCCCUUCGGGUAUGCGAACUGUGCCCUGGUCAACCAGAUGCCGAUACCGAACGGGGUGACCGGAAUUACAGUCGAUGGACGGCAGCUCGUCGUGAACAAGCCCAUCACCAAUACCAUAUCCAACAUCAGCUUCAAGUGCGAUGUGUGCGGAUUGAUGUUCAACCAUCUGACGCUGCUGAACCAUCACAAGCGUACCCACAACCAGGAUGGGGAAACGACAUCGGAUGCCAUCACGGUGGUGACGCAGGCCCAAAAUUUGGUGCAGGCACAAAACCUCAUCUCCGAGACCGGACAGAACCUGGGCCAGAUCCAGAUCGUUGCCACCGAGGCACUCGAUCCGGCCCCGCAACAACAGCAAUUGCAGCAUGCUCAGGAUGCUCAGGCCGCCCAGCAGCAACAGCAGCAGGCGCAGGCACAGGCGCAAGCACAAGCGCAGCAGCAGCAAGCCCAACAGCAGCAAGCUCAACAACAGCAGCAACAACAACAACAGCAAGUUGCCACACACACGACAAAAGCGGACAAAUCGCAGAAGUGCAUCUCCUGCAAUGGGCCAAUUCACAACAACCCGAAGCGGAAGGGUCCGAAGCUGAUCCGCUGCGAGACAUGCAUUAGCAACGACGGUACCCAGACGGUAGCCAGAACAACGCAAAUCUUUGUCGCCCCGGACGGUGAUAUCAAGUUCGAAAUCGGUGAAAUUCCGAACGCCUCUAACAGCAACUCUUCGAUGGACUCGCUGAUGCCCGGGCAGAUGCACCCGAUCAAAGCCGAACACGCCCAGCUCGUGCCGCAGCAGAAUGCGCAUCCGGUUAAAAAACGUAAUUUAGCAACUGUCACAAAAUGUAACAAAUGUAACGGUUCUGGUGUAAUUAUAGUUGGUGGCCAGAAGAAGCACAUGCACCAAUCGCAAAUCCAUCAGCAGCCCGAAAAACCAUUUACGUGCAACACAUGCGGAGGGCGGUUCUCGAGAUACUCCAGCCUCUGGUCACACAAGAAGCUGCACACGGGCGAAAAGAACUACAAGUGUAACGUCUGCGGGAUAGCGUUUGCGAAGGCCGUUUAUCUAAAGAACCAUAUGCGCAUCCACACAGGCGAAAAGCCUUACAAAUGCGGAACUUGCGGCAUGCAGUUCUCGCAGUCCCCACAUUUGAAGAAUCACGAGCGAACUCACAGCGGAGAAAAACCUUACGUUUGCGAGGUCUGUGACAAAGGAUUUGCGCGUCAUGCCACGCUAUGGAACCACCGGCGCAUCCAUACUGGUGAAAAGCCGUACAAAUGUAACCGUUGCCAGUCCGCGUUCAGUCAGGCGGCUCAUUUGAAAAAUCACGAAAAGGUACACUCCGGUUUGAAACCAUUCAAGUGUGACAUAUGCUCGGCCGCAUUCGCCGACCGUUUUGCUCUGAAAAGGCAUCGCGGAAUCCACGAGAAAUACGGACAAACCACGCCACUGCACCAGAACCAACAGCAACAGCAGCAGGGAACGCAACAAGUCGUCACACAGCAAGUUGUACACAAGGAGGAGAUUAUUGAAAUGGAAGAAAAACCACGUGAAGUCAUCAUUACCGGCAUGUAGAAACGUUCUCAGACUGGGAAACGCAGUCGAAAUUAUCGCAUCCAGCAAGUCAGACAACCGCCUCAUCCAUAAAUGGAAUGGUGCUGGUUUCGAGGGCUUAAAAUGAACAAUACGAGUUAAAAUGAGUUAUAGUUAAGUUGAAUAUGGCUGCAUUUGGAGUGUGAGAAACGGCAAACGGAGCGUUUCUAAGGAUGCAGAUUGAAUGCUGUAGGAAUAUUUUGUAGUAACAUAAUUAGUGCAGUUGACUGUUGGAUGUGGUUCAAAUCCAUGUGCGCAGCAACAUUAAGAGUUAAACCCGGCUCAUUUUGCAGCGAGACGAAGUAUGAGCUAAGAAGUCAUCGGGCGUACAUGAAGUGAUGGAGCAAAGAUUCAAAUCACUAUCACAAUGGGACACUAAUUUCGCGCUUCCCUGUCCCGAAAUUAACCCGUAUGAUGAUAAGACCUUGUUACUACUGUUCCAGCUCAACAACACGCAACAAUAGCAUCGUGGCGGUAGAAUUCAUUAUUUGGGGCACAGUUAAGCCCUUUCACUUUAAUUAACCCAGUAUCACGUUUGUCCGGAAGUUACCCGGACCCUGGCAACCUUGUUUUAAGACACGAACCGUAAAUCUAAGCAUGUAUUACGAUCUUCGAUGCUGCACUGCUCGAUGCUCGAACUAGGUUGGAGUAUCAGUUUGCGCAGUUUGAAGCUUCUUUUCUAAGGUACAAUAUACAAAAAGAAAUGUUGAAGAAAUUACUACAAGCGCUGAUAAACUAUCGAAGGAUUCAGCCAGAUUUCAAACAUUGUUGCAGUGCAUUGUAAAUAAUGACGAUACGUUUGAACACAAACAUUAUUCUGUUUAAGUCCGUUUAAUAGUAAGCAAAAUGAGCUAAAUGUUAGCGAAUAACUUAACAACAGCAGUAGAGGUGCAUUUCAUUUGCAUUAGCCACUAAUAUGGUUAUUAUAAUUAUUUUUAUUUUGUAAUGCGAUUCAUACAUUAUUUAGAACGUGUAUCGAUUCUUACAUAUGUACAUCUUGAAAGCUAUGCUACAUCCUGAAUCAUUUUAAAGGCAGGAACAAAACUAAAAUCAUCAGUCUCCACGCCUGUGUCCAAUCCUAGUGCUACUAGAAUUAACAGCAGGGUCUUUCCAAGAUUCUUCUGAUCUUUAUUACUUUAUGUUUAUAUAUAUAUGUAUGCAAACCACAUGAAGUAACUAUACGGUUGUACCAUCGAAGGUAGGCCAAAAUAGUAAAGACAUCCGUUCUUGAUAUAAUGAAAAUGUAAAGACCCGAUUGUGGUGUCGAACAAAACGUUAAAAACAAGCUAUCUCUUUACCUUCUUAUCGUCAGCCAUUAGAUGUAUCGGCAGUGCGGCCGGAAAAGGGCUACCGAGUGCAACAUAGAGCUGUACAUAGAUUUUUAAAUGUUACACUAAAAUGUCAUGAAUACGCACGCACGAUUCUCUCAUACUGUCACUGUAAAAAAGAAUGCUCGCUUGAUCUUCUGUCACUCAAGAGUAACGGAGGCAAGACGAUUAAAUAAUUUCAAUACUUCAAUAAUGAAACAAACGCAAGCACA